AUGGCACCCAAGAAAGCCAAGAAGAGAGCAGAGGGCGCCAAUUCCAACGUGUUCUCCAUGUUUGAACAGACCCAGAUCCAGGAGUUUAAGGAGGCCUUCACCAUCAUGGACCAGAACAGGGAUGGCUUCAUUGACAAGAAUGACCUGAGAGACACCUUUGCUGCUCUUGGGCGUGUGAACGUGCAAAAUGAGGAAAUCGAUGAUAUGAUAAAGGAAGCCCCAGGUCCCAUUAACUUUACGGUCUUCCUAACGAUGUUUGGGGAGAAACUUAAGGGGGCAGACCCAGAAGAGACCAUUCUCAACGCAUUCAAAGUGUUUGACCCCGAAGGCAAAGGGGUGCUGAAGGCUGAUUACAUUAAGGAGAUGCUGACCACACAGGCGGAGAGAUUUUCCAACGAGGAGAUUGACCAGAUGUUUGCUGCCUUCCCCCCUGAUGUGACUGGCAACCUGGACUAUAAGAACCUGGUGCACAUCAUCACCCAUGGAGAAGAAAAGGACUGA
Pipistrellus nathusii (Nathusius's pipistrelle) is the source of this 501-nucleotide messenger RNA. The record is from the annotation of a GenBank genome assembly. NCBI's taxonomy places the organism in Eukaryota, Metazoa, Chordata, Mammalia, Chiroptera, Vespertilionidae.